GUAGGAGCGCAAGCAGAGCCUACGCCAUUCGGCAUACUCAUACACGCGCACGCGCUGGCAUCGGCUCCUGUUGUUCACUCUGUCUUGUCUAUGUUUAUGUUUCUUCGUCGGCCAGGUGCGCCUUCGACGGCUACGACCGCGACGGCAGCGGCACGCUCUCGGCGUCGGACCGCGGGACCUGCAAAGUGUUUGGCCUCACCAUGACGACCAAAGAGGAGCAGGAAAAGAUCGUGGGCGAGAUCGACAGGACCGGCGCGCCAGCGGGCGAAGGCUGCGGGGGUCACGGACCUGGGGUUACAAGGCUCCGGGAGCCUGCCCUUCUGGGUCUUCGUGCAGCUCAUGCGCCUGGUCUACUCCCGCGAGGACUUCAAGACCCUCACGCGGGAGAACCUGGCCGUCGAGGAGACCGGCUUCGCGCGGGGCGAGGUGGAGCAAUUCCGCGAGAUCUUCGCGACGGCCCUGCGGCAGACGCAGGAGGAGGCGAUGUCCAGGCGGCCCGGCGACCCCUGGGAGGCCGACACCGCGAGGAGCGAAAAAGUUCGCCAAGGAUUUUGUCGGGCCCGACCCGCCCGAGCUCACGGUGGCGGCCUGCUACAGUCUGUUGGCGCAGCUUGGCCUCCGAGUGAGGACGACCCAGCAGCGGGAGGAGCUCGUUGGCUUUAUCAACAACCUCGGCAACGAAGGACGCUGCAUCAACUUCCCGGACUUCUUGAGGCUGAUGCGCUGGAUGUUGGACGGCGAUUUUGCCGGGAUCUGCGGGGUGAUGAGCCCAGGCAGUCUAGGAUGAGUUGUCGUGUCCGUUUUGGCCCACGUUCUUUGGCCGGCAUUUGUGACGCCUGGUGUUAUUUAUGAUUGUUUGCGGCGGCCGACGGGUUGCGCCUCCAACCGUCACUCUUUCAGCCUGCUGCGUGCCCGCCAGUCCCCUGCGCCUGCCUGCCAGCAGGGGAUGCUGCAGAGGUGCGCGCCCGUGCGAGCGCGUCGAGAGCGGCGGGCACGCGCUU
This is a messenger RNA of Prorocentrum cordatum, 1001 nucleotides long. NCBI's taxonomy places the organism in Eukaryota, Dinophyceae, Prorocentrales, Prorocentraceae. The record is from the annotation of a GenBank genome assembly.